Molecule: messenger RNA, 1234 nt
Organism: Lynx canadensis (Canada lynx)
Lineage: Eukaryota; Metazoa; Chordata; Mammalia; Carnivora; Felidae
Gene: SPATA4
Product: spermatogenesis associated 4
Exons: 7
Coding region: 1-1002 (333 amino acids)
Biological process (GO): regulation of cytoskeleton organization; negative regulation of execution phase of apoptosis
Cellular component (GO): axoneme
Molecular function (GO): microtubule binding
Source: RefSeq, a predicted model, not a curated record
AUGGCUGCCGCCGGCCUGGGAGGAAGGCUUUUGACACUGCCGGCGGCAGCCCUACCCAAGUCACCGUCACUUUCGCUACAGGCAGCAGCUCCCAUCCGAGGGAAGCCUAAGAAAUAUCUGGUCUAUCCGCAUCCACCGAAGAGCUCCCGCCUGUCCCCGUCGGUUCUGCGCUGGCUCCAGGGCCUGGAUCUCACCUUCUUUCCUAGGAACGUCAACAGGGAUUUUUCAAAUGGCUUCCUGAUUGCAGAAAUAUUCACUAUAUAUUACCCCAGGGACCUUAAAUUGUCAUCCUUUGAAAAUGGAACUUCUUUGAAAGUCAAGUUGGAUAACUGGGCACAGUUGGAGAAGUUCCUGGCAAGAAAAAGACUUAAAUUACCUAAAGAGCUAAUCCAUGGAACAAUUCAUUGCAAAGCUGGAGUACCUGAAAUACUAAUACAAGAGGUUUAUACUUUGCUAACGCAUCGAGAAAUUAAAAGUAUCCAGGAUGACCUCGUGAAUUUCACAGACUACAGUUACCAGAUGCGUCUGCCCCUGGUUCCUAGCUCCACAGCUUCCAAGUCGAUUAAAGAUAACAUUAGGUCAUCAGAGAUAAAAAGCAAUCCCAACACGCUCAGCAAUGAACUUAAAGUAGAAUUCCUCUUCCUUUUACAAAUGUUGCAAAGAAAAUUAAGGAGAAAAUUGAAUCCCAAAUGGUUUGAGGUCAAACCAACAGUGGGAGAACUUACUCUUGACCACCUUCCAACCCAUGGCUCUCGGUGCAAAUAUAAUUCCAUGAUUUCAAGGGAAAGAGUUGCUCCUGUUUUACUUUCACCUUCAGAUUCUGGGAACACAUCCUCUCCUUCAACCUGCCUCAACCUUCUUCCAACAGUGACGCCUGCAGGGAGAGCUCCAGCAGGAAACACAGGUACUGUUGGCAAUCCACUUAGAAGAAUUCAUGUCAAACAAGCUGGAAAAUACUCUUUUGAAUCUGCCAUGAACCCUAUCACAAACACGAAAAAGUAACCUUGAAAAGCACGUGUCCAAUGGCUUUGAGGAUGUAAUGCAGCGUCUCCUGCCAUCCCAGAGGGUCUAAUCACCUGGGUGUGGGUAUAUAAGUAAAUUAAAGCCAUGUCUUAUCCAUAAUUGGGCUCAAAACGUGUUUUUUUUUUUUUUUUCAAUUCAACAACCACGUAUUAAAACACCUGUGCCAGGUACUGUUGAAAAUGCAAAAUCAACAGAGAAGGAGCAAAAAUCA